Messenger RNA from Symbiodinium necroappetens, 1923 nucleotides. Lineage: Eukaryota; Dinophyceae; Suessiales; Symbiodiniaceae. The record is from the annotation of a GenBank genome assembly.
AUGCAAGACUGUUGCAGCAGGCCGCUCGCCAGGAGACGGAGGUGCCCCUACCGCCGCGGCCGUGUCCAGUGCCGAGGUUGUGGCUUGGCAUCCUCCUCUCUCUUCACCUUCCUGCCUGGAGCUCCCGAGCCGCAGCAGACGUUUCCAGACCUGCCCUUGGUGGCCGUGCCGGAGGAAUCAGGAUUCCAAGACGAGAGCGCCCAGCUCGGUGACUGGCUGGUCAGCCGGGAGCUCCUUGUGGCUUUUCAGCUUGCCGAAAGAGAAGCUCGCAGUUACGGGCACUUCUGCAUUGGAGAGGAGGCUCUUGUCCUGGGCAUGAUGGCGAACCGUUCCCUUGCAGAAGACCUUUGUGGCCGCAAGCUGAGGUCCAUGGCAAAGACCAUGGCCAAGAUGGCCCUUACCCAUGCAGAUGAGCCACUGGCAGAUGUUUUCUCUUCAAGCUCGCCGUGGCUGCAAUCUGGAUCCAGCAAGUUUAUGCUGAGCCGCGGGGUGCAUGCAGCUCUGGCUGAGGCCUCUGCUUGGAAACGGCUCCUCCAGCACACGGGUGCUCUGCAGAUAGAGCAUUUGGCCCUGGCCUUGUUGGGUCAGCAUCGCUUGGAUGGCCAUCGAGCCAACUAUCGCGUGCUGGGCCAUCUGCUCGAGUCUUUCGGCUUGCAGGUGGUGGACGCGAAGCGCGCAGUCUUCGAGCGGUUGCCGGGCACGACUGCGAGGAACCAUGCUGCUGCUACAGAGCUUAUUAGCCAAGCGCUGCGAAAAGGCUCAGGUGUGACUCUUGCAUCAAAAUCUUCACAGAUCUGGCCGUGCCUCCUUGCGAGCUCACUGGAGCGCAUGACUCGCGGCUUCAAAGAGCGCGCUGUGGAAGCAAAGAUUCUGCUGCUGGCUGCCAUUGCAGGUGAGCACGUGCUGCUUCUAGGCCCGCCGGGAACCGGAAAGAGCAUGCUAGCAAGGCGCCUGGCAUCUGUCUGCGACGGGCAGUAUUUUGAACGUCUGCUGACUCGGUUCACCCUUCCGGAAGAGGUUUGGGGGCCGCUGUCCCUUCAAGCCUUAGAAAGAGAGGACCGGUUGAUGCGACAAACCGCUGGAUAUCUCCCAGAGGCAGAGGUCGCAUUCUUAGACGAAGUGUUCAAGGCAUCUCCCGGUGUGCUAAAUUCCCUCAUGUCAAUCUUGAACGAAAGGGUCUUUGACAAUGGGAGCGAGCGCCAUGAAAUACCACUAUGGUGCAUGGUCGGUGCAUCAAACGAAUUGCCAGAGAAUGACGUGCUGGAUGCUUUGUACGACCGUUUCCUCCUGAGGAAGAUGGUCGGCCAUGUUUCGGACAGCCAGUAUCACAGUUUCCUUGUAGAUGAGUUGGCCACUCCGAGUUCUACCACAGCCUCUUCUGAGUCCAGUCGGGACAAGAUUAUUGACUGCCACCUUUGCCGUCAAGCCUGCAGCUGUGCAUCUCAGCAGGUCAAGGUGCCUCAGCGUUUGCUGAAGCUACUGGCUGACCUGCGAGAGUACCUUCAGCAUAGCGCGGCUUUGCCCGUCCUCCUGUCUGAUCGUCGGCUCGCGAAGGCGACGCGCUUGCUUCAAAUCGCAGCCUUCACCUGCGGAGGCGUCGAAGUUUCGGAGCUGGAUCUUCUUCUGCUUCAGCACGUCUUCUGGGACAGGAACCCUGAGCAAGGGGAGCAGGUCCGACAGUGGCUGCUGGAAAACUGCAGCUCGCACGCAGAAGAGGCGGCUCUCGCCGUCGCACAGAAGCGCCUGAACCGGAUUCGGGACAAGCUAUCCGGGCCUGGCAGGUUUCCCGGCGUGAGGCGGGCGACAUGGCAUUUCCCAAGUCCUAGCAGAAUCGGGGAAGCAUGUCAAAAGGUAGCGGUGGCAAAGCCGGCUUGCCAGAUGACCAUGCUUGCCUUACAGGGCUGUUCAGGGACGCCUCUCUAG